AUGUCGAAAAGACCAUCGUAUGCUCCGCCGCCUGCUCCGGCUCCCACAACUCAAAUGCCCAGCACACCAGGGUUUGUGGGAUACAAUCCAUACAGCCAUCUUGCCUACAACAACUACAGGCUGGGAGGGAACCCAGGCAGCAACAGCAGGGCCACGGCUUCAUCGGGGAUUACAAUCCCAAAGCCACCUAAACCUCCAGAUAAGCCUCUGAUGCCGUACAUGAGAUACAGCAGGAAGGUCUGGGACCAAGUGAAGGCUUCCAACCCUGACCUUAAGUUGUGGGAGAUUGGGAAGAUCAUUGGUGGGAUGUGGCGUGACCUAACCGAUGAGGAGAAGCAAGAGUACUUGAACGAAUAUGAAGCUGAAAAGAUUGAGUACAAUGAAUCAAUGAAGACGUACCACAAUUCACCUGCUUAUCUCGCCUACAUCAAUGCCAAAAGCAGGGCGGAAGCUGCUCUGGAGGAAGAAAGCCGCCAGCGCCAGUCACGCAUGGAAAAGGGGGAACCCUACAUGAGCAUCCAACCUGCGGAAGAUCCUGAUGAUUAUGAUGACGGAUUUUCCAUGAAGCACACUGCAGCCGCUAGAUUCCAGAGGAAUCACCGCCUUAUCAGUGAAAUCCUUAGCGAAAGUGUGGUGCCCGACGUACGAUCUGUGGUAACAACUGCCCGGAUGCAGGUUCUUAAAAGACAAGUCCAGUCUCUCAUGGUGCAUCAGCGCAAGUUGGAGGCCGAGCUACUGCAAAUAGAAGAUCGUCAUCAGGAUAAGAAAAGGAAAUUCUUGGAAAGCACAGAAUCUUUCAACAAUGAACUUAAACGGCUGUGCAGUUUGAAGGUUGAAGUGGACAUGGAUAAGAUUGCUGCAGAGAUCGCACAGGCAGAGGAGCAGGCUCGCAAACGCCAAGAAGAGAGAGAAAAAGAGGCUGCCGAGCAAGCUGAACGCAACCAGAAUGCUGCCGCCGCUGCUGCUGCUACCGCUGCUGCUGCUGCCGCCGCCGCUGCUGCUACAGCAGCUGAGGAAGAACCGGAGGCUGCGAAGGUGGAUGAAAAGAAUGACGAAGAAGAGGCUCCUAUGGAAACUGAGGAUACUCCUUCUUUACCCCCUCCAGAGGAACCCAACGAGGUCCAGCAGAAUGAUGAGGAAGGAACAUCAACCCCCGAAGACAAGGAAAGUGUUCAGGAGGCUGUGGAUAGCACUCUGGAUGAAGGAACAAGCGACAGCAACACCGGGUCGGAGAGCAAUAGUGGAACUGUUGAAGAACCGCCACCAGACCCAGUGCUAGAGGAAGGAGAAAGGAAAGACUGAACACCUGGCAUACCGAUCACAGUCUUAGUUUUACUUAUAAUAGAUGGAACUCGUGCAUGUGGAGAGCAAUUACAUGAAGCUUUUCUGCUGUCAGUAUGGCAGGGCAAUAGAUAGCAGGGGCUUACCUUUUUAUCCUUUCUUUAAAGCCACAGAACAUUCUAUUGCAGGGGCUUCCUGCAUCAAAGGGUUGUGAAUCCUGGAGGCUCUAAACUGGUUUAAUUUUAUUUGUUAAAAAUUUCUGUGAAUCCCACAUUCACACUUCAAAACUGUGGGCUUUUAUUUAUGUCUCAGGAUUUCCUACAAAAACAGCCGCCUAGUGGCAGCUCUACACAAAAUGCACACUUUUUAAAAUCGGUCAUAUUAGCAAGAACCAGUUGUAUUUUUUUUGCUUGUUUUUUUUUUAAGACCAUUUUUUUUAUAACUACAGUUCAAAUAAAGAAACCUGUCAAACAUAAA
Pelobates fuscus (common spadefoot toad) is the source of this 1758-nucleotide messenger RNA. It is a transcript of the gene SMARCE1, whose product is annotated as SWI/SNF related, matrix associated, actin dependent regulator of chromatin, subfamily e, member 1. Gene Ontology annotation, molecular function: nuclear receptor binding; nucleosomal DNA binding. NCBI's taxonomy places the organism in Eukaryota, Metazoa, Chordata, Amphibia, Anura, Pelobatidae. The transcript has 10 exons. The record is from RefSeq and is a predicted model, not a curated record. The coding region runs from base 1 to 1302 and encodes 433 amino acids. Gene Ontology annotation, cellular component: SWI/SNF complex. Gene Ontology annotation, biological process: negative regulation of DNA-templated transcription.